Messenger RNA from Sordaria macrospora k-hell, 1980 nucleotides. RefSeq lists its product as uncharacterized. Gene Ontology annotation, molecular function: nucleic acid binding; exonuclease activity. Lineage: Eukaryota; Fungi; Ascomycota; Sordariomycetes; Sordariales; Sordariaceae. The record is from RefSeq and is a predicted model, not a curated record. Gene Ontology annotation, cellular component: nucleus.
AUGGGCAAGAAAAAGAACAAGAGCAAAGGUCAGCGCGGCGUUGCGGCUGCCUUGGCCACCUUUCAGGGCGACUCUAUGGCCAUUGAUACCGAAAACACCAACAUUCAGCUUUCAACUGCUCCGACAGACGGUGAAUUGACGCCAACUGCAUCAUCAGGCAGUCUUAAACGCCCAUGCCCCGAAGAUGAGAAUGAGGACGGCGGAGGUUGGCAGACCAUCGAAAACGGCCGGCCAGUAAAGAAGUUGAAGAAGAUUCCUGGCCAAGAAUCAAAACGCUAUCCUGGCAUCCAUUUCUCGACCCAGGCCAGGCUUUUCUCCAAGAUCAACGUUUCUUCUCUGCGCGAUCUGAUCCUGUACAUCUUCGCCGAUGGUGCUGCUCCGCAAUGGGUGUCCGUUAAGCAUCGCCCUGAGUUCAGAAAGAUCGUGGCUAUCAUGGUACCCGGCCUCGAUGAGGCCAUGUUCAAGAAGGGUCUCGACUUUUCCGCCUACACUGGACCCCCGCCUGGUCAAGCGACCUCUGGGGGCGCGCCUGAUCCUGAUGAGUACUAUCCACGCGAGCUCAAGAAGGAGCUGCUGCCCGAAGUACUGCAGCCCUUCGCCGAAAUGUUCCCGCAUUUGUGGCCUGUAAAAGCUCCAGGUGACGACAAGUAUGGCAAGUUGCAUUCGCCGAUGCAGGCAAUGCUUACGGCUCCCGUCCCGAAGAACAAGGGAGUUGGAGUCCAGCCCGUAUCCGAACCCAACGGCUGGAAGAGCCAACGAACACGCAUCACCGAGUUCUUGGCCAGCAACGAGGAGCUGAUGGAGAACGGCUUCCCCGUCCACCCAGCUAUGCUUAAGCCAGGGGAGAAGAGAGAUAAUUUCAAGGACCGCGAAGGCUGGGUACACACCAGAGUUGAGAACCUUGAGGAUGGAAAGGUUCCCGAGGGAGACGUGCAGCAGGGCAGUGUUACCGCAGGCCGGGAAGUCUACGCCCUCGAUUGCGAGAUGUGUGUGACCGGAGAGGCCGAGUAUUCACUUACCAGAAUCAGCUUGGUUGCUUGGGACGGCAGCGUUGUUCUCGACGAACUCGUCAAGCCGGACAAGCCUAUCAUUGACUAUGUGACACGGUUCUCAGGUAUCACCAAAGAGAUGAUCGACCCCGUUAACACGACAUUGAAGGAUAUCCAGGCCCGCUUGCUCGACAUUCUUGGCCCCAAGUCGAUUCUUCUCGGUCACUCGCUUGACUCUGAUCUUAAGGCUCUUAAGCUGGCUCACCCCUUUAUCGUCGACACCUCGCUUCUCUUCCCCCACCCUCGCGGCUUCCCCCUCAAGCAAUCGCUGAAGUACCUCGCACAAAAGUUCCUCAACCGCGAAGUUCAAAAGGCCGGUGAGGCUGGACAUGACAGUAUCGAAGACGCCAAGACAUGUCUCGACCUGGUCAAGAGGAAGUGCGAGAAGGGCAAGGCAUGGGGCGCCGGAGAGAGCCAAGGCGAGAACCUCUUCAAGCGCCUCGCUCGCGCUGGCACAGCAUACCGCUCUACCGCUGGUCCGGAGGCUACGGGCGGCGCUCCCGUUGGCAAGACCAGCGCGGCUGUUGACUGGGGUGAUGUAAGCAGGAGCGCCGGCAACGCCGCCACUGUCAGCAUCUCCUGCAAGUCCGAUGCGGAGGUUGAAGCCGGUAUCAUCCGCGCGGUCAAGGGCGAUCCCGACGGCCUCGAAGUCCCCGGCGGCGGCGUUGACUUCGUCUGGGCGCGCAUGCGUGAGCUCGAGGCUCUACAAGGGUGGUGGAACCGCAACAAGCUCGUGGCCGAGGAUGCCGGCGGCCCGCCAGCUGAGAAGAAGGAGGGAGACGAAGAGGAUGAGGAAGAGAAGGAAGAUACCGUAUCACCCCUAGAAACCUGCCUCAAGACGCUCGGCGAGCGUCUGAAGCGCAUCUACGACAACCUCCGCCUUGCACGGCCUUCAUCGUCUACACCGGCACCGGCGACCCGCGUGAGAUGA